AUGGCGCAACUAGACAACGCAUCGUCACACACUCGAGAUGCCGCCCAUGGUUCGCGACCGGCACCGAACGAGCAAACGAGCCUCUUACCAUCCAGAGAGAAUGACUUCCCUCUACAACAACCCAUCCCCCGCCUCAGCCCUCAGAUAAGGCGCUGUCUUGCCGAGUGCUGGGUAUUGCUCUGGCUGUCCUUGCCGGUCAUCACAUCCUAUAUCCUCCAGAACUCGCUUCAGACUAUCUCCAUCAUCAUCGUUGGAAGGUCCAGACCCGAAGAUCUGUCAGUCGCAGCCUUUGCCUACAUGUUUGGUACCUGCUCUGGAUGGCUGAUUGGUCAGGGAGGCUCGACUGCUCUCGACACGCUUGCAUCGGCAGCUUUCACAGGAAGUCCCAACAAGCAUCAACCUGGAAUCCUUCUGCAGCGCUCCUUUGUUGUCUUGACUCUGUUCUACCUUCCCGUGGCUGUCGUCUGGGUCUAUUCCGAGUCGCUCUUUAGACUGCUGGGCCAGGACGCUCGCCUUUCACACGAUUCUGCCAAGUUCCUCACAUGCCUUAUUCCUGGCAGUCUCGGAUACAUCUACUUUGAGAUCAUGAAGAAGUAUCUGCAGGCCCAAGGCAUUAUCAAGCCAGCAACCUACAUCAUGCUUUUUGUAUCUCCACUUAGCGCAAUUCUUAACCAUCUGUUCAUCAAUACACUCGAGAUCGGCUUGAUAGGGGCUCCAUUUGCCACUGGGAUAUGCUAUUGGCUCUCCUUCAUCCUUCUCACUCUAUAUGCCAGAUUCGUCCAGGGAUACGAGUGCUGGGGUGGCUGGACCUGGGCGUGUCUAAGGAACUUGGGCGUAUUUGCUCGGAUGGCGGCACUUGGCAUUGUCCAACUCGGCACAGAGUUCUGGGCAUUCGAGAUCAUCGCCCUGAUUGCAGGACGCUUGGGAGAACUGCCCCUGGCCGGGCAGAGCGUUCUCAUGACGGCCGACCAAGUCCUUGUGACUAUUCCCUUCGGAAUUGGUGUUGCCACUAGUGUCCGGGUCGGCAACGCUCUUGGCUCAAAGGAUAAAAAGAGUGCUAAACGGCAUGCCUACACCUCCAUCAUCUUGAGUGUAACAAUGGCCAGCAUCAUCCUGCUGAUCCUGAUCCUUUCUCGCAACCACUUCGCCAAGCUUUUCACAGCCGAUCCCGAGACUGUGGGCUACGUCUCUCACGUCCUGCCAUGGGUUGCUUUGUUCCAGAUUGCCGACGCCAUCAAUGGCUCUUGUGGCGGCGUCCUCCGGGGCGUGGGCAAGCAACACAUCGGAGCAGCAGCCAACCUCGCAAGUUACUACGCUAUCGCUCUCCCUUUAGGAGCCUGGAUGGCCUUCAAAGGUCUAGAGCUCUCGGGCCUGUGGAUGGGCCAGUGCAUAGGAAUGGGACUUGUGGCUUCCCUUGAACUGUUCUUUGUCCUUUGUACCGAUUGGGACGAGGAGAUCACAAAGGCCCUACUCAGGAUCGAGGAACAGGGACCAGGGCAGGCGGCCGAGCAACAGCAUAUGGUCUAG
This is a messenger RNA of Fusarium falciforme, 1527 nucleotides long. RefSeq names its product MatE family transporter. Lineage: Eukaryota; Fungi; Ascomycota; Sordariomycetes; Hypocreales; Nectriaceae. The coding region runs from base 1 to 1527 and encodes 508 amino acids. Gene Ontology annotation, biological process: xenobiotic detoxification by transmembrane export across the plasma membrane. Gene Ontology annotation, cellular component: membrane. The transcript has 2 exons. The record is from RefSeq and is a predicted model, not a curated record. Gene Ontology annotation, molecular function: xenobiotic transmembrane transporter activity; antiporter activity.